Molecule: messenger RNA, 1532 nt
Organism: Populus trichocarpa (black cottonwood)
Lineage: Eukaryota; Viridiplantae; Streptophyta; Magnoliopsida; Malpighiales; Salicaceae
Exons: 1
Coding region: 189-1118 (309 amino acids)
Source: RefSeq, a predicted model, not a curated record
AUACCGCGUAGUCUCCCUCAACCUCUCCCUCUCCCUCUAUCUUUGUUGUGAGGAUGUUAUUAAUACCCUCUAGACUUUCUAUAACUUCUCACUUCCAUGCCUUAAGUUUUUCUCCCUUAGUGCUCAUCCAUCUACAAUUUUAUGUAUUGUAGUCUUUCUUCUCAAAAAUAUUAUAUAAUUAAUAUAUCAUGAUGAGCUUUUGCAAGAAAAGUGUUCACUCGUUUUUAGAUCUUACAAAUCAUCCCAAUAUUAGUGUUAGUAGUAUUGGUGCUGCAGAAAAGCCUUCUUGCAAAUGUCAAGGUGUUUGUAGUUCUCCCUCUGGAUCAGGACUAGGGUUAAUAACUACAACAACAUGUGAAAGUGUCCAUAAAACACCAAACAUUCUUGAAUCAACAACUAUCAAAUCCUCUACACCUUUAACCACCCCACCUUCCUCACCACCACCACCACCACCACCAUCUAUAGCCUCUAUCUUUAAAAAGGGACCUAGCGGGAUUGGAUUCCUUGAUGAUAUUGGUGGUGGUGUUAAUGGUUUGAUGUCUUGUACUGAGAGUCUUGGGUUUGAGAGCUCUGAUGAAAGAAGGUUUGAUGAUGAUAACGAGUUAUGUUCAAGGGAAAUACCAACAAUAAACAAAGUUAAAUGGAGAGAAUUUGGCGAGAAAAAGGAAGCCAAGAAGUUUCCACCACCUCUUUCUUCUUUAAACCACAAUGGUCAACCUAGUUUUUUCCUCAAGCCAGUGAGAAAAGAUGGUAGGCUUGAAUUGACAGAGGUUAGGAUUGAUAGGCACGAGAUUUUACGUGCCUCCAGACAAGAUGGAAGGUUGCGGUUACAUCUUGUUGAAGAUGAAGAAUUCCCAGUUGUUGAAGAAGAGUACGAGCCAGAACAAGAACAAGAAGAAUAUUUGGAGGAAGAGAAAGAAGGAGAAUUAGAGGAGGAGGAGAUGGUGGUUAAGGAAAACAAUGAAGAAGAGAGUGCGGGGGAAUUGGGAUUUCGAGUGAAUAAAGAAGGGUUAAGAAUAAGGUGUCAUGAGCUGGUGGUUGAUCACCACAAUGAUUAUCACCACCACCACCACCGUAGCAACCUUUGGAGCCAACAAUAUUGUGUGCCAACAAGGUGAAGUUCUCUAUAUGAUGUGUGUAAUUAAUUUUGUGGUGUCCUUCUGGACUUGUAAUUUUGUGGUGUUUCGAUUUAUGGGGUAGUAUUAGGCUUAGCUGCAGGGAGAAAUGGCCGAUGUGUCUCAGCCAAGUUUGGAGGAGUGGAUAAUUGAGGAAUCUAAUUGGGGUUCACAGCUAGCAUUGCAUGUCACAUUUUUCAUCAGUAAAUCGCUACAAGAUAUUUUUCCAUCGAUUUUUCUGUUUUUUUUCUUAAUUUUCUAGUAGUGAUUAAUGUAAAAACCUUUUGUGUUUUAUAACAAGACAAAAAGAAAGAGAGAAAGAGAGAGUUAUGUCUUCUCCCAACAUUGUGUAGUGUCACCCUAUGUGUAAAUCAAACAUAAGAUUUGAUUCAUUCUAAUAAUAAUAUUUGGGUGUCA